This is a messenger RNA of Funneliformis mosseae, 301 nucleotides long. The record is from the annotation of a GenBank genome assembly. NCBI's taxonomy places the organism in Eukaryota, Fungi, Glomeromycota, Glomeromycetes, Glomerales, Glomeraceae.
AUGCAAGACAAUCGCACUUACAAUGACGCGGUAAAUAGUCUAAAUUCUUUACAAACAAAUUCAGCGAUAUUAGAAGCUAUUCGUGCUUCCGGUGGUAGUUUGAAUAGAAAAAGUUUGCCGGAAUUAAGGGAAUUUUGUAGAACGAUCGGAUAUGAGCCUAGUGACUUUGAUAGGUUAAAUGUUAUUCAUAUUGCUGGUACAAAGGGAAAAGGCUCAACAAGUGCAUUGGUAGAAUCAAUCUUAAGACAUUAUAAUCAAAGUCAGAUUCGUCUUUAUACUUCGCCACAUCUUGUUGCAGUUC